Molecule: messenger RNA, 671 nt
Organism: Manihot esculenta (cassava)
Lineage: Eukaryota; Viridiplantae; Streptophyta; Magnoliopsida; Malpighiales; Euphorbiaceae
Product: ubiquitin-60S ribosomal protein L40
Exons: 5
Coding region: 60-446 (128 amino acids)
Biological process (GO): modification-dependent protein catabolic process; translation; protein ubiquitination
Cellular component (GO): nucleus; ribosome; cytoplasm
Molecular function (GO): structural constituent of ribosome; ubiquitin protein ligase binding; protein tag activity
Source: RefSeq, a predicted model, not a curated record
UAAAGAUCAGUUCAGAAGCCGCUCUUCUUUUCAAGAGAGAAAGAGAAAGGAGAGGAAAGAUGCAGAUUUUCGUGAAAACCCUAACCGGGAAAACCAUCACUCUCGAGGUAGAGAGCAGCGAUACAAUCGACAAUGUCAAGGCUAAGAUCCAAGACAAGGAAGGAAUCCCACCAGACCAGCAGCGAUUGAUCUUCGCUGGAAAGCAGCUUGAAGAUGGCCGAACUUUGGCCGAUUACAACAUCCAGAAAGAAUCAACCCUCCAUCUUGUUUUGAGGCUUAGGGGAGGAAUUAUAGAGCCUUCUCUUAUGGCUUUGGCUCGCAAGUACAAUCAAGACAAGAUGAUCUGCCGCAAGUGUUAUGCUCGUCUGCAUCCAAGGGCGGUAAACUGCCGGAAAAAGAAAUGUGGUCACAGCAAUCAGUUGAGGCCUAAGAAGAAGAUCAAGUAAAUUAAGAUGCAGAGUGCAUUUCGGGUCUUCAAACAUUCAAGUGUUAGAUUUGUUAUUUUAGCUCAUGGUUGCUUUAAAUGUCAGUUUUUGGUUCUAGCAAACACUGUAAGAAGUUUUAUCCAGACCUGUUAAAUUUAGGACUUGCAUUGUUUUUGAAAUGUUGUUGACUUUAUUUCAGUUGAACUUGCUACAUUUCAGAGCGAAUACCUUCUAGCACUUCUUUAA